This is a messenger RNA of Onthophagus taurus, 615 nucleotides long. RefSeq lists its product as uncharacterized. NCBI's taxonomy places the organism in Eukaryota, Metazoa, Arthropoda, Insecta, Coleoptera, Scarabaeidae. The record is from RefSeq and is a predicted model, not a curated record.
UUUAGUGUUUCUUUCAACAAAACACGGUUUCUUAAUAAUCAAAAAGAAAAGAUGAGUGCUCUUGCUGCUUAUAAAGAUACUCCACCCAACAUGACGUACAUUUGGAACAAGAAAAAGCUUUACGCGGAUGCGAUCAAGAAAUUAAACAGGUCGGAUUCGCUUUUGGUCGUCCCAAUAAAUUCGAUAGACAAAAUGGAUGCUACGAAAACGACCCCUAGCUUGGUUUACUUGUGCAGCGUUGAUAGCAUUUUCAUUUUCGACCUAAUCGCGCUUAAAGAAAACGGAAUAACGAAGGAGAUGUCGGAUAUUAUCAAAUCGAACAAAAUAAAAUUCGUCUUCUCCAAACCUAUAACCUUUAAUCGUUUGGGAAUUGAUAAUUGGCAUAACAUACCGAACGUUUUAGAUUUUGAAGCUUCAGGAGAAAAAUUCUCCCCAUUUGAUGAUGAUGGCAACCAAGAGGAAGCUGGUGCAAGUGCCCCAAGUACCGAGUUUCGUAUUGCUGACGUCGAUUGGAGCGUGCGUCCGUUUAAAUCUGACGAACAUUUUAAGGCUGGAAAACGCAUAUAUCAAUUGCUCAUCGUUAAUUCAUACGGCCCCAAAACAGAAUAAAUUGAU